Oncorhynchus masou masou (cherry salmon) is the source of this 5189-nucleotide messenger RNA. RefSeq lists its product as uncharacterized. Lineage: Eukaryota; Metazoa; Chordata; Actinopteri; Salmoniformes; Salmonidae. The record is from RefSeq and is a predicted model, not a curated record. The transcript is spliced from 2 exons. Bases 2556 to 5189 code for a protein of 877 amino acids.
CGAUGGGAUGCGGUGAGAAUGCCACUGUGGCAGUCUUCAAGGUUUCCGUCUACAGUUGAAAAAAUUGAUGCUCAUUAUCAAAUAACACCGUUUUUUAUUAAGAGCUUUAAUCCUGCCUCUUUGCAGGAAUGGAAAUGAUUCGUUCCUACAAGAAUCAGCCAUCGGAGAAUCCGCAAAGAAGAUUUCAAACGGAGGUAAUUCGUCCCAGGACAGAUACAUAGGACUGGUUUCCCGGGCACAGAUUAAGCCUAGUCCUGGAAUAUAAAUCAUUUUCAACUGAGAUUCUACCAUUUAUCUCUGGGGUUUUCUGGUCCACCACUAGGCUUAAUCUGUGUGUGAAAACGCAUCUUAAAGUAUAAAGGCUUGAACAUGCAAAUAGCCACAAAUUGAAAUGUCUUGUAGAUUAAACACAAGGCUGUACUGUAUGCAUUCAUUAUUCAACAGUAACGAGACAUACUGUAACACAUUCCUUUGCUUCUUGUUUUUUUCCCUCAGUGUUUUUGUUUGCAUAACACCCGCAUAGAUCCACUGGCUUAUCCUCCUGACUAUCAUUAUGCCUUGAGUUCAUUUAUCGUUUCCAGCAAAGAACAGUCAAAAUAAAUACCUCCCUUCCUGCCUGAAAUGUAAUAAAAGCCAAAGUUGUGGCAGCUGUGGAGUUUUUCCAAGAUGGCCAACGUUACAAACAGAGGCUUUUAUUUACUCUAGCAGCUGAUGCCCCCCCUCUCUAAAUCUCUGCUGUCUGAGAGGCAAAGUGUCCUGUAUAGACUGGCAGAGAGACAGAGACACAAUCAUAUUCAUAAGAGAAGAGAAUAACCAGAAACCAUGGUUUGGACUGCGAUAAGCGCUUUGCCCUGUGGUGUAAUUAUAUAGUUAUUUCAGAGGUUUAUCUCUAUCUUCAUCAACAUAGUUUUACAAGCAUGUGUGUGUCUGUGUGUGUCUGUGUGUUCCCUCUGAUCUAUGUCAUUGUUGCGACUCAUAUGCCUGCAGCUUGUCCCCUCAUUCACCCCCCUUGACACACACACGGACACACACACACACAAUCACCCCCAACACAAUGGCAAUAUUCAGCUGUAGAACAGGGGUCCUCCCUCCGCCUCUAAGGGCGCGACAUUGAACGGGGGAAUGAAGAAAUGCCUGGCUAACACUGAGGUUGCCAUGGAGAAACCGUUUCUCUCCCCCACCCUGUGUCUGUUUCUUCUUUCAGGUCUCAACGGGGGGCAACAGGGGUGUGUCUGUGUGUGUGUGUGUGUGUGUGUGUGUGAGCGCGCGUGCACGCAUGUGUGAUUGAGAAGGGUUGCGCUAAUAUGGAUUAUUAUGUCUAAUUAUAAGGCCUUGAUCCUUUAUAUAUAUGUAACAGUCAGUGAAUGGGGUGUCUACAAGGAGCCUGCUCUAAAAUGAAGAGACUAUGGGAAGAAUGAUCACCGUAUUAGCAUAUUUGUCCAGAAGGCAUUGUUGGAGCGGUAGCGUCCCAUCACGACGUAUGCUCCAGGUUGUGAAGUGUGGUAUCAAGACUGUUACUCUAUUAGCAUGCAGUCCAUUGGGCUUCCAUUGUGGUAAAGCUACUAGCAUGUUAGCAUCUGCCAGUAAAUGAGUUUCCCCAGAGCAGUGGGCACGCUAGGCUAGCACCCACCAUGACGUCAACUCUAAGUCGAUGAAAGAGAUUGAUGAAUGAGCGCAUUAGCAUGUAGCAUCAUGACGUCAGCCUCAGUUCGUCUUGCUGGCCAGGAGGUUGGCAGGGGUCGUUUGUCCACCGAGCAAUGACCUGCCAAUGACAAUGGGAGCGUUCAGUCGCGAAGGGAGAGGGAGACCAAACACACACACAGUCUUGCUCAGUCUCACUGCAGGGACAGCACAGUGUGAGUCCAUCCUAUUGUUCAACAUGCAGCAAAUCUAUAAGCACUGUGACUGGAGGAGAAAAUGGUUCCAACAAUAUCAUUCUAACUCCAGAGUUCCAUUUCCACAGGGUGUCCAGGGGUGCAGGCAGUAGAAUAGAAUAGUCCAACAAUAGAAUGUUAUUGUCCAUUGGUGGAGAAGGGGAAUACAUUUAGCUUCUUCCCAACCCCCUGAGACAACACACACAGCAGUGUAUGUCUCACACUGUCUACACACCAUUAGACACCUUCACAACAGUUAUCAAUGCAGACGAUUCAAACCCUGCCUGUAUCUGUAUGAAUGUAUACGAAUGAGUAUACAGUAUGUACAUUAAAUCUGCAUUUGUUCACUGUGAUGCAACAAUACUAACCCUCUGCUGCUGUAUUUAAGGGGCUGUUCAACAGUCGGUGACCAGACGCCUCAGAUCCUGCAUUCUUACCCUUCAGCUUUAUGUUUGGUUAUAAGGUUGUGGUAGAUGUGCUGUAAACAUCAUUGACUUGUUGGUAGCCUGUUUUGCCAACAAACAACGAGAGAAAGCAUUUCAUUCUCUAUGUUCCUCACUCACUCUAGUGGGGAUGAAUGCUAUUUUAUAUUGCGGUGUCACAGAAACCAGGCAAGGGGGUUUUAUUGAAGUGGGCUCUUGAGGCUCUAAUUGAAUAGAGCCCUGCGUGGUUUUUACAUUUAUGUGUGUCCUGUCUCCUGCUGUUCCCUUCUGUCCCCUGCUGUCCCUUCCUGUCCUGUCCCCUCCUGUCCUCUCCCUUGCUGUCCCUUCCUGUCCUGUCCCCUCCUGUCCUCUCCCUUGCUGUCCGUUCCUUUCCUGUCCCCUCCUGUCCUCUCCCUUGCUGUCCCUUCCUGUCCUGUCUCCAUCCUGUCCUCUCCCUUGCUGUCCCUUCCUUUCCUUUCCCCUCCUGUCCUCUCCCUUGCUGUCUCCCUCCUGUCCUGAGUCCCUCCAGUCUCUCUCCUGUCCUGUCCCCUCCUCUUCUGUCUCUCUCCUGUCCUGUCCCCUCCUCUUCUGUCUCCCUCCUGUCUCUCCUGUCCUGUCCCCUCCUCUUCUGUCUCCCUCCUGUCCUGUCCCCUCCUGUCCCCUGCUGUCCUGUCUCCAUCCUGUCCUCUCCCUUGCUGUCCCUUCCUUUCCUGUCCCCUCCUGUCCUCUCCCUUGCUGUCUCCCUCAAGUCCUGUCCCCUCCUAUCUCCCUCCUGUCUCUCUCCCCUCCUGUCCCCUCCUAUCUCCCUCCUGUCUCUCUCCCCUCCUGUCCCCUCCUAUCUCCCUCCUGUCUCUCUCCCCUCCUGUCCCCUCCUAUCUCCCUCCUGUCUCUCUCCCCUCCUGUCCCCUCCUAUCUCCCUCCUGUCUCUCUCCCCUCCUGUCCCCUCCUAUCUCCUUCCUGUCUCUCUCCCCUCCUGUCCCCUCCUAUCUCCCUCCUGUCUCUCUCCCCUCCUGUCCCCUCCUAUCUCCCUCCUGUCUCUCUCCCCUCCUGUCCCCUCCUAUCUCCCUCCUGUCUCUCUCCCCUCCUGUCCCCUCCUAUCUCCUUCCUGUACUGUCCCCUCCUAUCUCCUUCCUGUCUCUCUCCCUCCUGUCCCCUCCUAUCUCCCUCCUGUCUCUCUCCCCUCCUGUCCCCUCCUAUCUCCCUCCUGUCUCUCUCCCCUCCUGUCCCCUCCUAUCUCCUUCCUGUCUCUCUCCCCUCCUGUCCCCUCCUAUCUCCUUCCUGUCUCUCUCCCCUCCUGUCCCCUCCUAUCUCCCUCCUGUCUCUCUCCCCUCCUGUCCCCUUCUAUCUCCUUCCUGUACUGUCCCCUCCUAUCCUGUCUCCUUCCUGUCUCCCUCCUAUUCCCCUCCUCUCCUGUCCCCUUCGCCUCCCCUCAGCCCAGCCCUCAGUAAGCACAUCUGUCAGCGCUGUCAGGCUCACCCUCUCACUGCAGUCCCUUCCUGUCCUGUCCCCUCCUGUCCUCUCCGUCAGGCUCACCCUCUCACUGCUGUCCCUUCCUGUCCUGUCCCCUCCUGUCCUCUCCGUCAGGCUCACCCUCUCACUGCUGUCCCUUCCUGUCCUGUCCCCUCCUGUCCUCUCCGUCAGGCUCACCCUCUCACUGCUGUCCCUUCCUGUCCUGUCCCCUCCUGUCCUCUCCGUCAGGCUCACCCUCUCACUGCUGUCCCUUCCUGUCCUGUCUCCAUCCUGUCCUCUCCGUCAGGCUCACCCUCUCACUGCAGUCCCUUCCUGUCCUGUCCCCUCCUGUCCUCUCCGUCAGGCUCACCCUCUCACUGCUGUCCCUUCCUUUCCUGUCCCCUCCUGUCCUCUCCCUUGCUGUCUCCCUCAAGUCCUGUCCCCUCCUAUCUCCCUCCUGUCUCUCUCCCUCCUGUCUCUCUCCCCUCCUGUCCCCUCCUAUCUCCCUCCUGUCUCUCUCCCCUCCUGUCCCCUCCUAUCUCCCUCCUGUCUCUCUCCCCUCCUGUCCCCUACUAUCUCCCUCCUGUCUCUCUCCCCUCCUAUCUCCCUCCUGUCUCUCUCCCCUCCUGUCCCCUCCUAUCUCCCUCUUGUCUCUCUCCCCUCCUGUCCCCUCCUAUCUCCCUCCUGUCUCUCUCCCCUCCUGUCCCCUCCUAUCUCCCUCCUGUCUCUAUCCCCUCCUGUCCCCUCCUAUCUCCCUCCUGUCUCUCUCCCCUCCUGUCCCCUCCUAUCUCCUUCCUGUACUGUCCCCUCCUAUCCUGUCUCCUUCCUGUCUCCCUCCUAUUCCCCUCCUCUCCUGUCCCCUUCGCCUCCCCUUAGCCCAGCCCUCAGUAAGCACAUCUGUCAGCGCUGUCAGGCUCACCCUCUCACUGCAGUCCCUUCCUGUCCUGUCCCCUCCUGUCCUCUCCGUCAGGCUCACCCUUUCACUGCUGUCCCUUCCUGUCCUGUCCCCUCCUGUCCUCUCCGUCAGGCUCACCCUCUCACUGCAGUCCCUUCCUGUCCUGUCCCCUCCUGUCCUCUCCGUCAGGCUCACCCUCUCACUGCUGUCCCUUCCUGUCCUGUCCCCUCCUGUCCUCUCCGUCAGGCUCACCCUCUCACUACAGUCCCUUCCUGUCCUGUCCCCUCCUGUCCUCUCCUCAGGCUCACCCUCUCACUGCUGUCCCUUCCUGUCCUGUCCCCUCCUGUCCUCUCCGUCAGGCUCACCCUCUCACUGCAGUCCCUUCCUGUCCUGUCCCCUCCUGUCCUCUCCAUCAGGCUCACCCUCUCACUGCUGUCCCUUCCUGUCCUGUCCCCUCCUGUCCUCUCCGUCAGGCUCACCCUCUCACUGCAGUCCUGCGGUCCUGCUCACCUCGGUGAACAUUCAACGCUGUCGGUGAGUUUGGUAUGA